Messenger RNA from Balearica regulorum gibbericeps (East African grey crowned-crane), 1074 nucleotides. Lineage: Eukaryota; Metazoa; Chordata; Aves; Gruiformes; Gruidae. The record is from RefSeq and is a predicted model, not a curated record.
GUGGUGGCCUGCGAGGCCAGCUUCCUGGUGCGCUACCUGUCCCGCUACACCCAGGAGAUCUUCUCUUUCCUCAUCUCCCUCAUCUUCAUCUACGAGACCUUCUCCAAGCUCGUCACGAUCUUCAAGGACCACCCGUUACAGCGGCAGUACAACGUGAAGUCCGUGCCCGAGCCCAAGGUGCCGGAGCCCAACACGGCGCUGCUGUCCCUCGUCCUCAUGGCCGGCACCUUCUUCCUGGCCUUCUUCCUCCGCAAGUUCAAGAACAGCGCUUUCCUGCCUGGCAGGGUCCGGCGCUUGAUCGGGGACUUCGGGGUGCCCAUUUCCAUCUUCAUCAUGGCGCUGGCUGACUUCUUCAUCAAGGACACGUACACGCAGAAACUGAACGUCCCCAAAGGGCUGCAGGUCACCAACACGUCCGCCCGGGGCUGGUUUAUCAACCCCAUGGGACAGGACACCGCCUUCCCCAUCUGGAUGAUGUUCGCCUCCGCUGUCCCCGGCAGCCUCAUCGUCAGCAAGCCCGAGAGGAAGCUGGUGAAGGGCUCCGGUUUCCACCUGGACCUGCUGCUGAUCGUGGCCAUGGGGGGGCUGGCCGCCCUCUUCGGCAUGCCCUGGCUCAGCGCCACCACCGUCCGCACCAUCACCCACGCCAACGCCCUCACCGUCAUGAGCAAGACCACCUCUCCCAGCCAGAAGUCCCAGAUCUUGUGGGAGGCUCUCCCUGACCUCUCCUCCUCCACCGCAGGCAUCUCCAUCUUCAUGGAGCCCAUUCUGAAGUACAUCCCGCUGGCCGUGCUCUUUGGCAUCUUCCUCUACAUGGGUGUCACCUCCCUCUUUGGCAUCCAGCUCUUUGACCGCAUCCUGCUCUUGCUGAUGCCACCCAAGUACCACCCCAAAGAGCCCUAUGUCACCCGGGUGAAGACUUGGCGGAUGCACCUCUUCACCGGCACCCAGAUCAUCGUCCUCGUGCUGCUGUGGGCAGUGAAGUCCACCCCGGCCUCGCUGGCGCUGCCCUUCGUCCUCAUCCUCACCGUGCCCCUGCGGCGCUUCCUGCUGCCCAAGAUCUUCCGGGACAUC